AUGAAUCUAGAUGAAGGGGACUUCUAUAAUUUUGCAACAAAGAUAACUAAUUUAAAGAAUGCAAAUUCCUAUAAAAAGUAUGUACAAUUAGAACAAAAUAAUACUACUGUUACUGAUCAUGAUAAUAUAUGCAAAAAUUUGAAUAUUAAUAAUAGCAUUGUUGAUUCUGAGCUCCUUAGGAAUAUAAGAAAUAAUGCUAAAAAAUUGAAUAGUGUUAAAUGUGAAAACGAAUAUAAGGAAGAUUGUUCCUACUAUAAAUACUGGAUAUUUAGAGAAAUAUGGAAAUUAUAUAAAAUUAAGAAAACUUCACACAAAAUCAGCGAUAUUAUUAAAGAGUUUAUGAAAUUAAAUAUUUGUACCAAAAAAAAUGACAACAAAAAAUAUUCUUGCCAAUAUUAUUUUACUCAUAAUAACGAGGAUGAAUUAAAAUAUUUUUUAGAACAGAAGAACUUAUUUGAUUAUUUUAAAAGCUAUGAUAAAAUUAUAAGUUUAUUACCAUGUAAUAAUGAGAAUAAUACUGUAUAUAUGAAUUACCUUAAAUAUAUUAAUGAAACAUAUAAUAAACAUUUAGUUCAAGAGGAAUGUUGUUACUUCGGUGCAUCACUUUGCCAAAGUUAUUUUUUAAGUUGUGACGACAUGUAUAAUCCAAGUAAACUAAUAGCAUUGCUUCAAUCCAGUGAUAAAGAAGAUUUCCAAAAAAUUCUUGAUUAUAAUUUAAGUAAAAAAGCCCAAGAGGAAUCUUCUAGUAAUACACCAAAAAUUGACAUGUAUAUUAAAUAUUUAGGAUGUGCUAAGGUUACUAAAGAUGGUUUUAAUGAAACGGCUAUUGUAUGUGAGCAACCUGGAUACCGUCCCCAUUUGAAAAAAACACAUAUAGAUAUAAAACGCACAGAUUCCGCAGUUAGUGAUAACUCAAAUAGAAACGUUCAUCAGUUGGAAAUUAAUGAAAAACCAAUAAAUGUAGUUCUAAUAUCCAAUCAAGAUUAUAACUAUAAGAGUAAAUCCAUAAACGAUAACAUUAACUCAGAAGAUAUUUACACUUUAUUUCCUGAAAUAACAGGAGAUUAUCGUGUAAAAUAUGAGGAAGAAUCGAAAAUAUCUUGUAACAGUGAUCAUAUAGAUAAGUCAAAGCAAAUGUAUUGUAGACGAUCAAAAAUAUAUAAAAAGCUAUUAAAUCGAGAUCAAACGAUAACACGUAAAAACGUUUCCUUGAAUGAUAUUCUGGAUAUGAAAGAUCUGGAGUUAUAUAAUACAUCAAUUAUGACAAAUAAUUUAAAAGAAAAUAUUCUUUUCCGUAUAGUCAUAAUGAUUAUAUUAUCAUUAGGAGUAAUUAUGAUCUUCUUCAUCUACUAUAAGGUAAAAAAUUUUACCCCUUUUGGAAGUUUGUUAAAAAAGAAAAUAGGAAAAAGUAAAAUAAAUAAAAGUAAAUUUAAAUAUAAUGCAGAAAAUCACACAUCGACGUCUGAACAUAUACCUAAAAAUAUGAAAUUGACCAAUAAGCGUGCACAUUUAGCUUACAAUACAGCAUUAUAA
Molecule: messenger RNA, 1533 nt
Organism: Plasmodium gonderi
Lineage: Eukaryota; Apicomplexa; Aconoidasida; Haemosporida; Plasmodiidae
Product: variable surface protein
Exons: 3
Coding region: 1-1533 (510 amino acids)
Source: RefSeq, a predicted model, not a curated record